Messenger RNA from Knipowitschia caucasica, 324 nucleotides. The record is from the annotation of a GenBank genome assembly. Lineage: Eukaryota; Metazoa; Chordata; Actinopteri; Gobiiformes; Gobiidae.
AUGAAGAGCCACUAUCUCCACAACCCGGUCCAUCUGGCCUGCCCCCGUCAACUGGGAAGCGAAGGUAGGGAGCAGGAGGACAGCAGUGAGGAAGACACUGAACAUGUUCACUUACCUCCCAUGAGCCUUAUGGAGAAGGAAGGAAGCCCUUCCCCCAGAGGUUUAGAGAGGCCAAGGCGUGAAGUAGCCAAGAAGCCCAGAUACUUCACAAGUGGAGAGGAAGACGAGGAGGACGAAGGAGAGGAUUAUCACCCACCUUUACAAGAGUCUUCAGGAAAGGUGUCAAGAAGGCCAAAGCUUUCAACCUCCAGAAAGCAGAGGUGA